This is a messenger RNA of Drosophila rhopaloa, 486 nucleotides long. RefSeq lists its product as uncharacterized. Bases 1 to 486 code for a protein of 161 amino acids. NCBI's taxonomy places the organism in Eukaryota, Metazoa, Arthropoda, Insecta, Diptera, Drosophilidae. The transcript has 4 exons. The record is from RefSeq and is a predicted model, not a curated record.
AUGAAGGGCGACUCAAAGUUUGAGUUCACAAACGUAAAUUGCACUUCUAACCGAAAGGAAAUUGCCGAUUUUGAAUACUGCUAUCUAAAGUCGAUAAAUCGCAGCUAUAAAUAUAUUUCCGGAAAAAUUAAUAUCUAUGAAAUUCCACUCUAUAAGGUUACGAUUAAUUUAAUAAUGUGGAAAAGAUUGAAUGGAUACAAGCCCUUUCUGUACAACAUUACAGUGGAUUUCUGCAAAUUUCUUGACAAACCAAAAUCAAGUCCAGUUGGAAAAUUUGUAUAUGAUUCGUACAUGAACUAUUCAAACGUAAAUCAUUCCUGCCCUUAUAGUCACGAUGUAAUUUUGGAAAAGCUGCCUAUUUCGUUUUUGAAUCACCGAAUGACACAAAUUCUUCCUUUUCCCGAAGGCGAUUAUCUUUUUGAAUUUCGGUGGCUUCGUGGGAAAUCAAUUGUGGGCUGGGCUAAAGUUUUUUUUACUAUUUCAUAA